AUGGAGUCCCAGUGUGACUACUCCAUGUACUUCCCGGCCGUGCCGCUGCCGCCGCGCGCGGAGCUGGCGGGGGACCCGGGCCGGUACCGGGCGCUGCCCCGGCGCAACCAUCUCUACUUGGGGGAGACUGUCCGCUUCCUGCUGGUGCUGCGCUGCCGGGGAGGCGCAGGGUCCGGCGCCGGGGGUGGCGCGGGCUUGGGCUCUCGAGGGGCCUGGGCAGAACUGGCAACGGCCUUGGCCGCCCUGGCCUCGGUAAGCGCCGGAGGCGGGGCGCCCGGGGGCGGUGGCACCGGAGACCAGGAUCCCGAACCCCCAGGGGGCGGGGAUCCCGGCGGUGGGCCGUUGUUUCGAGGCUGCAGCCCCCUCCUCACCCACGGCCCGGGUCCUGCUACCUCAGGGGGAGCGACCACGCUGCCUGUGGAGGAACCAAUUGUGUCCACAGAUGAGGUCAUCUUCCCACUCACCGUUUCACUGGAUAGACUGCCCCCCGGGACACCUAAGGCCAAGAUUGUAGUGACUGUGUGGAAACGGGAGGUUGAGGCACCAGAGGUCAGAGAUCAAGGCUACUUGCGCUUGUUGCAGACCCGAUCUCCUGGGGAGACGUUCCGGGGCGAGCAGAGCGCUUUCAAGGCCCAAGUGAGCACCCUGCUGACUCUGCUGCCCCCUCCGGUUCUGAAAUGCCGCCAGUUCACUGUGGCUGGAAAACACUUGACCGUGCUCAAGGUGCUGAACAGCUCCUCCCAGGAGGAAAUUUCCAUCUGGGAUAUCCGGAUUCUCCCAAACUUCAAUGCUAGUUAUCUACCUGUCAUGCCUGAUGGCUCUGUGCUGCUGGUGGAUAAUGUCUGUCACCAAUCUGGGGAAGUCUCCAUGGGCUCCUUCUGCCGGCUCCCUGGUACCUCUGGCUGCUUCCCCUGCCCGCUUAGUGCCCUGGAGGAACACAACUUCCUGUUUCAGCUGAGAGGGGGAGAGCAACCCCCUCAAGGGGCCAAGGAGGGCCUAGAAGUUCCCCUGAUUGCUGUGGUUCAGUGGUCCACCCCAAAGCUGCCCUUCACCCAGAGCAUCUACACCCACUACCGCCUGCCCAGCAUCCGCCUGGACCGCCCAUGCUUUGUGAUGACUGCUUCUUGUGAGUCCCCCGUUCGAACUUAUGAGCGGUUCACUGUCACCUACACACUGCUCAACAAUCUCCAAGACUUCCUUGCUGUGAGGCUUGUGUGGACCCCGGAGCAUGCACAGGCUGGAAAGCAGCUGUGUGAGGAGGAGCGCCGAGCCAUGCAGGCAGCCCUGGACUCCAUUGUCUGCCACACGCCCCUCAACAAUCUAGGCUUUUCCCGGAAGGGCAGUGCGCUCACCUUCAGUGUGGCCUUCCAGGCUCUGAGGACAGGACUCUUUGAGCUGAGCCAGCACAUGAAACUGAAGCUGCAGUUCACCGCCAGUGUGUCCCACCCUCCGCCCGAGGCCCGGCCCCUGUCUCGAAAGAGCAGCCCCAGCAGCCCUGCUGUCCGGGACCUGGUAGAGAGACACCAGGCUAGCUUAGGCCGCUCUCAGUCCUUUUCUCACCAACAGCCCUCCCGGAGCCACCUCAUGAGGUAG
Messenger RNA from Puma concolor (puma), 1593 nucleotides. NCBI's taxonomy places the organism in Eukaryota, Metazoa, Chordata, Mammalia, Carnivora, Felidae. The record is from RefSeq and is a predicted model, not a curated record.